Astyanax mexicanus (Mexican tetra) is the source of this 3461-nucleotide messenger RNA. RefSeq names its product formiminotransferase cyclodeaminase N-terminal like 1 (gene ftcdnl1). The coding region runs from base 1951 to 2943 and encodes 330 amino acids. The record is from RefSeq and is a predicted model, not a curated record. Gene Ontology annotation, molecular function: transferase activity; folic acid binding. NCBI's taxonomy places the organism in Eukaryota, Metazoa, Chordata, Actinopteri, Characiformes, Acestrorhamphidae. The transcript is spliced from 6 exons.
AGCAGGAGCAGGAGCAGGAGCAGGAGGGGGGGCGGGGAGAUCCAGGCUGCCCGGCGGCUCCGGCCCACCUCCCGUGGCGAUGCUUGACAUAUCGAAUCAAGGAGGAUUUGGAGUUGACUCCGGGGUCUGGAAUCGAACAACUUCGUUUUGAGAGCCCCUCCCCCGCAUGUGGAAGAUCCAUUCGAGUGCGCACGCGCGGACGCUGGGCUCUGGCUGCUGUAUCGCUGAGUGAUAAGGCAUGUGGAUGGGUGGCGGCGUUGCAGUUUGCGGCCAGAUUUGUAGGAGUAUUUGUAAAUUGGUAGAAAACUUUAGAGUCUGAAAGAUUGAACUGAACCAUAUGUAAGUUUCUGUGACUACACCCACGAUGCCGUGUUUACAACACAUGUAAGCCUCGAACCUGCAGAAGUUAUACUUAGUUUAACACUAAAUCGUAUUAAACAACAUACUUGUUCAUAUUUCAUUUUGCUUUAUACAUUUUCGUGUCGUUUUGUCUAGCUGUUUAAAGGUGUAGGCUGACAAACUAAUGCUGUUCAUACACUGCACGACUUUGAAAAUCACUAUUCACAAGACUGCAACUAGAUUCUCCUGAGAUUAUUUCCAAUCAUGCUUCUGGUGGAGUUUACUUAUACAAUGACUUUAAAUACUUUGUUUGAAAUACUGUACAUAUUAAAGUGAGAACCAUAUACCUGUUAACUGCAAAAUGUGUUCUUUUUUUAAUUGUUUGUGAACAGUCACGUAAAAUAUAUUCUUGCAGCUUCCUCUAGCUCUACUAUUGGCUGUUGACAUUGUUCUUGUCACUAUUUGCACGGCCCAAGUCUCAGGACUUUAUUAAAUAUUUAUAUUAAACCCGACUGACUAAAACUUUCAGUCGUAACCACCUUACACUAAACGAUCGAGAUGACGUGACCGCAACUCGACUGCAGCUCAACUCUAGCAAGACUUGUGAUUUUAUCCUGAAAUUUGUCUUCGACAGAGAAAUCGUUUGAAAAUCAUUAGGUGUAAGGUCGGCAUAAAGCAAAUAAAUCCUGUGACCUGAAUUUUACAGAAGACAAAUGUAUUUAUAUAGCACCUUCAUAACCAGUGGUAAUUCUGAGUACUUUAGAAAAACAGGAGUAAACAUAAAACAUUAAAACACAGUAAAGCAAAAACGCAUUUAAAAAUGAUUAUACAUAAUGCCAUCAUUAAAAAGCAGUAUAUAGUACAUUUAAAAGAAAUUAACACAACAAAUAUGGCAGUUAGUGUGAUUGUGUGAAUAUAGUGGCAGCCAUUAAUGUUGAUCUAAAACUUAUGUGUUUAGUUUUGUUUCUGCUUCAGAGUUUGGUUGUUGUUUGUUUACUGUGGUGCUUUAAGGUAGCGGAAAUAUCUUCACUAGAUGAGGAUAUAAGGUUCCUACACUAGAAUUUAUAGAUUUAAUAGAUUUAACAAUCCAGCCUCGAGCAGGUUUGCCUUGCUUCUUUAUGUGUGUUUUAGGGAGGCAGACAACAGACACCAGUUAUGUUGCAAGCAGUUUAGCUCUUUACUCCAGGUCUCAUAACAUGACAUGACAGCUGUUUGUGCAGUUCACUGUUGUAUUUACUGCUGUUUAUGUCCUAAAGGAUAGUUUCUGCUUCAUCAUCUAAAGGACAAUCUACCUGAGAGGGAGACAGUGGACCUCUAUAUAUUUGUGGGGCCCUACGCAGCGUUCAUAUAGAGGGUGUAGGACAGUCCGGCUCUGAGUGUAGUAAACUGCUGACUCUAUAUGGCAUCACAAUGAACACUGGGUUUAUUAUUUAGCUAGUUGACGUCUUAUAUCUUGUGGAGUUCAGCAAAUUGUCAGCUAGCACACCAAUUUGAGAUUUGGGGGUUUGUAUACCAAACAGUGGUGCAUAUACCACCCCUGGCCUAUGUAAUGUUGGUUUAAAUGUCAUUUCGUUUACAAUUAAUAUAGUUUGCUUUGUUAUAGAUUUAGGCAUGGCCUCUAAUCUAGGACGUCAUCUGGUCGCCUGCCUACUGAACAUCUCUGAGGCCCGGCAGAAGAGUUUAGUGGAAAGUGUGGCUCAAGCAGCAAUUACUGACAAACAUGGAAGAAGACGAAAGGGCACAACAGUUCUUAAUAUCUUCAGUGACUACAACUACAAUCGCUCUGUCAUCACAAUUGUGGCCAGCAUUACCCUCAUCAAAGAGGCAGUUUUCUGCGCAUGCGAGAAAGCAUUCUCUCUGAUUGAUAUGGACCAGCAUGUUGGUGUUCACCCCUGUAUGGGAGCCGUGGACCUUGUACCCUUUUACCCUCUGGGAGAGGAGGUGGAUUUGGAGGAUUGUGGGAAAGAGGCACAAGGUUUGGCCACUGCUCUGACCGAGCGAGUUCUGGGCACCAGUGCAUUUUUCUUUGGCUGGGCAGAUGUACCACUGCGUCGAGGUCUUGCUCAGAGGAGAAAGGAGAUGGGCUGGUUCCAGAAGAUUCCAAACAUGGCAGCCAGCCAGCCAGAUAUUGGACCUCAACCUACGAGACAAUAUGGGCUAACAGGGAUUGGUGCCAGUCCGUAUGUAAUGAACUGUAAUGUAACCAUUAAUACCCCGGAUCUUGCCGUGGGCCGGGGUGUGGCUGCAGCGAUCCGAGAGUCCAGUCCAGGUGGUAUUCCGGGUGUACAGGUUAUGGCUCUGCCGCACAAAGGUACUGUGGAAAUAGCCUGUAAUGUAGAAAGUGUUCAAAUGGGUUCUCUAUCCAGUCCAGCUGUUGGUAUAGAACCGUGGCCAGCGUUCAGUAUUGGGGAUCGGACCUUAUUUCACGCUCCAGCCUCGCUGAUCACUGCCCGUGUUACAGAUCUGGCCAGUCGCAGUGGAGUGACUACUAAGGGAACAGCAUUAGUGGGGUUCACUCCACUGGAGUGCAGGACACUGGCUCAAAGAGCACUGGAUCAUGACAUUGGAGAAUUCUGGAAGAUUAUGCACAGUUUACAAAUGUAACUGCAAGGGUAACAAAUAUUAAAGUCUAUUACAGGCCAUAAUUAACACUUAAUUAACUUUUAUCUAAAAGUAUAGAAAAUAUCACCUUGCUUACUUUGUGGAAAUAUAUUAAAUCAUAACCCUUGUACCAUGAUACACUAUCAUAUUGGCAAGUUCUUGCCAAUACACAGCCCUAGUCAACUCUAUUUUAGUAAAUCUUAUAUAAUUAGUUUUUCAUUUACUAAUAUUACUUUUCUUUUUGUUUAUUUGUUUGUGCUGUCUUGUAUAUACAUUUGUCUAACCAUUUUGUUUUGUUGUGACAUUAUGCCUAUUACAAUAAUGAUGUUAUUGAGUUACUGUAAGAGUAAUUCUACAGUAUGUGGACAUAACUUCAAUACUUGUCACAUACCUUUAUAUCACCCAGUGUGUUUAUUAGGCAAGCUGAGCCCAUUAACAUGAAUAAACUGAUAUAUCGAUUGUUUAUAAAUGUGCUUUAUUUAUAAUAAUAAUAAUACAUCAAUAAAAUGUUUGUAUUUUAA